This is a messenger RNA of Dipodomys spectabilis (banner-tailed kangaroo rat), 1191 nucleotides long. RefSeq names its product proenkephalin (gene Penk). The coding region runs from base 117 to 923 and encodes 268 amino acids. The transcript has 4 exons. Gene Ontology annotation, molecular function: opioid receptor binding. Gene Ontology annotation, cellular component: plasma membrane; neuronal cell body; dendrite. Lineage: Eukaryota; Metazoa; Chordata; Mammalia; Rodentia; Heteromyidae. The record is from RefSeq and is a predicted model, not a curated record. Gene Ontology annotation, biological process: neuropeptide signaling pathway; sensory perception; chemical synaptic transmission.
GAGGCAGGUGCUCAGAGCCCCGCAGCCCGGCCCCGCGCGGCGCCCGCGACGGUGAGACUCGUGCUCGGGACCCGCUUCUCCCCGUCAGCCUGCUCCAUCCCGACAGCGUCCACCCCAUGGCGCGGCUCCUGAGCCUCUGCACCUGGCUGCUGGCGCUGGGCCCCGGCCUCCUGGCCUCCAUGAAGUCGGAAUGCACCCAGGACUGCGCGACGUGCAGCUACCACCUAGUGCGCCCCGGCGACAUCGACUUCCUGGCUUGCAUGCUGGAAUGUGAAGGCCAUCUGCCCUCUUUCAAAAUCUGGGAGGCCUGUAAGGAGCUCCUACAGGUCAAGACAUCUGAGUUCCCUCAAGAAAUCACCCACCCGCUCACAGAAAGCAGCAAGCAGGAUGAGGGCCACUUGCUGGCCAAAAAGUAUGGGGGGUUCAUGAAGAGGUACGGAGGUUUCAUGAAGAAGAUGGAUGAGCUUUAUCCUGCAGAGCCGGAGGAAGAGGGCAAUGGAGGGGAAAUCCUUGCCAAGAGGUAUGGCGGCUUCAUGAAGAAGGAUGCCGAAGAGGGGGAUGCCCUGGCCAAUUCCUCCGAUCUGCUGAGAGAGCUGCUGGGCACAGGAGACAACCCCGAGCAAGAGAACCACCACCUGGAGAGCAGUGACAACCAGGAGGACCUGAGCAAGAGAUACGGGGGCUUCAUGAGAGGCCUCCGGAGAAGCCCCCAGCUGGAAGAUGAUGCCAAGGAGCUGCAGAAACGCUACGGAGGCUUCAUGAGAAGGGUGGGCCGCCCUGAGUGGUGGAUGGAUUACCAGAAACGAUACGGGGGCUUCCUCAAGCGCUUCGCUGAGUCCCUGCCUUCUGACGAAGAAGGAGAAAGUUACUCCAAAGAAGUUCCCGAGGUGGGAAAAAGAUAUGGAGGAUUUAUGCGAUUUUAAAUACCCUUUCCUAGCAGUAGCCCGGCCCUCCCCAGCCUCCCCGCGGUCCCAGUGAGCAGCUGCUCUCUCAUGGCAUAUAGCUGUCCUGUGUGGCUUGCACUGUGUCGUUGCCCUCGUGGUCUGCAUAAUUAGGCAGCCUGAAUGCUGUCAUUUCCGUCUGUGUCCUCUUGCCAGUCUUUAAGCUCAAUCCUGCUAGAAUAGUUUUUGGUCCCCUUAUACCUGUUUUUGACAAAGCAUCAGCAAAUGCUUCCUUGUAUAUAGACAUAAU